AUGUGCCGCAAUGGACAUUUCAACUUGGAUGUUGAGAUGAUUGUUUCUGUCCUCCGUACUGAUAUAGAAAAAAUGCCAAGGUUUUCCAUCAAAGACUCUCAAAGAGCCGUUCUUAAAGCAUAUGUCAUUUCGAUAAGCAGAAGAAAAGCCUAUCUUGAUCGCAACCGUGCUUUUAAAAAAUUCUAUGCUUUGAAACACUUCAAUCCUGGAACAAUAGUUGAAUGGAAAACAAAGCAGUGUGUCGAUGUCAUUGAAGAUGUAUUCAACUAUGUGUUAUGGACUUUUAAACCAUGCAUUGAUGGGUUUGUGUUUUGUCGUCCUGUUAUAUCGAUCGAUGGAACACAUGUCUAUGGAAAAUAUGAUAUGAAGUUGCUGAUUGCGAUUGCAACGGAUGGUAACGAUUCAAUAUUACCUUUGGCAUUUGCAAUAGUUGAGCAUGGAGACAUGUACUUUAUUUUUUGA
Solanum verrucosum is the source of this 462-nucleotide messenger RNA. RefSeq lists its product as uncharacterized. The record is from RefSeq and is a predicted model, not a curated record. The coding region runs from base 1 to 462 and encodes 153 amino acids. Lineage: Eukaryota; Viridiplantae; Streptophyta; Magnoliopsida; Solanales; Solanaceae. The transcript is spliced from 3 exons.